UCAGUUUUAACUGUGCGAUUUAACUGUACAGUCCAACUGUACAAAUAAAUCGUAAGUCCAUACAGCCUACACACCUUCAAGCAAAAACGCGCGACCUUUCAGUUUUUAUCAAUAUGGCCUCCAGAGACGACGCUUUAGCGAUCGUAGGGCUAAUGUGUGUGUUAAAAGAAAAUAGAAGAAAACGAUACAAACGCGAAUUGUGGUGUAAACACUGGCUUCUGUUGAGAAAAUCAUAUUCACACACCUCCUUGAUAAAUGAAUUGAAAAUUACUCCAAAAGAUUACAAUAAUUAUUUGAGAAUGAAUGAGUAUUUGCACCUUCUGUCUUUAGUGACACCAUUAAUAAAAAAGCAAGACACCAUAUUGAGAAAUGCUAUAACACCUCAUGAAAGAUUAACGGCAACUUUAAGAUUUUUAGCUACAGGGAGAUCUUAUGAAUGUUUAAAAUUUUCUACAAUAAUAUCGCCACAAGCACUUUCCGCCAUCAUACCAGAAACCUGUGAAGCAAUUUAUAAGGUUUUACACAAGGACUACUUAAAGUUUCCACGAACAUGCAAUGAAUGGAAAGCAAUUAGUGCGUUAUUUGAAGAAAGGUGGAACUUUCCACAUCUACUUGGAGCAAUAGAUGGAAAACAUAUUGCUAUUAUUCCACCUAAAGGAUGUGGAUCGGAAUUUUAAAACUAUAAAAAACACCACAGCAUGGUACUUAUGGCUGUUGUUGACGCUCAAUAUCAGUUUUUACUAUGUGAUUUCGGUACGAACGGGCGAGUUUCAGAUGGAGG
This is a messenger RNA of Pararge aegeria (speckled wood butterfly), 781 nucleotides long. RefSeq lists its product as uncharacterized. The transcript has 2 exons. The record is from RefSeq and is a predicted model, not a curated record. The coding region runs from base 114 to 677 and encodes 187 amino acids. Lineage: Eukaryota; Metazoa; Arthropoda; Insecta; Lepidoptera; Nymphalidae.